AUGGCGAAUGUGGCAUCUUCAGCACUAAGACAGGCUUCGCGCCUCGCUCUUAAGCAGUCUAUCGCCUCAACUUCUCUACGAGGACUUCCGUCCAUAUCAAAAGUAGCAGGUGUAACUGCCGCGCAGAUCGCCCGAAGGGGCUAUGUGUCGGAAACUAAACGCGAUAAUGCUCAGGUUAAUGUUGAGACGGCUAUCAGGUUAGAUAAGAAGGACUUCAUGAAUGAGAAGGGAGAGCUUGUUAUGCCAGGCUCUGGCAACCUCACAAACGGUAAAGUUAGCCCGAUGGCCGAAGUGCUAAAGGAGGCAACUGUUUUAGAGGAGGGUCAACGUCCCAUCUAUCUAGACAUGCAAGCUACGACACCCGUCGAUCCUAGGGUUCUGGACGCCAUGCUGCCAUUUUUCGUUGGCGUCUACGGCAAUCCCCACUCUCGAACACACGCAUACGGCUGGGAAAGUGAGAAGGCCGUUGAGGAAGCGCGAGCGCACGUUGCUAAAUUGAUCGGUGCGGAUCCUAAGGAAAUUAUAUUCACUAGCGGUGCAACUGAAAGCAAUAACAUGAGCAUUAAGGGUGUUGCGAGGUUUUUUGGCCGAUCUGGCAAGAAGAAGCACAUUAUCACAAGUCAAACAGAGCACAAGUGCGUUCUUGACAGUUGCCGACAUCUUCAGGAUGAUGGUUUUGAAGUCACGUACCUACCAGUCCAAAACAACGGCUUAAUCGACCUAAAGGAACUAGAAGCCGCAAUCCAGCCAACAACGGCACUUGUUAGCAUCAUGGCUGUGAACAAUGAGAUUGGUGUUAUUCAACCUCUGGAAAAAAUUGGCAAGCUAUGCCGGGAGAAGAAGGUUUUCUUCCACACCGAUGGUGCUCAGGCCGUAGGCAAGAUUCCCUUGGAUGUCAAUGCGAUGAAUAUCGACUUGAUGUCAAUCUCGUCGCACAAGAUCUACGGCCCUAAGGGUAUUGGUGCCUGCUAUGUCCGAAGACGACCGCGCGUGAGAUUAGAGCCUAUCAUCAGCGGCGGUGGCCAGGAGCGUGGCCUACGCAGUGGAACUCUCGCUCCACCUCUAGUGGUAGGAUUUGGCGAGGCCUGCCGCAUCGCCCAGGAGGAGUUACAAUAUGACUCGAAACGUAUCAAGGCACUGUCCGAUCGACUGUUAAAGGGACUUUUAGCGUUAGAGCAUGCAACCCAAAAUGGCGCCCCUGAAAGCUUCUAUCCUGGAUGUGUCAAUGUCUCCUUCGCAUAUGUCGAGGGUGAGUCGCUUCUUAUGGCUCUGAAGGACAUUGCGCUGUCAUCAGGCAGUGCUUGUACAUCUGCCUCGCUAGAGCCAAGUUAUGUCUUAAGAGCACUUGGAAACAGUGAUGAGAGCGCACACAGCAGCAUCAGGUUCGGCAUUGGUCGAUUCACUACGGAGCAAGAAAUCGAUUACGUUCUCAAAGCCGUUCAGGAACGAGUCACAUUCCUUCGCGAAUUAAGUCCUCUAUGGGAACUCGUACAAGAAGGCAUUGACUUGAACACAAUCCAAUGGAGCCAGCACUGA
Daldinia childiae is the source of this 1536-nucleotide messenger RNA. Its product is annotated as Cysteine desulfurase, mitochondrial. The record is from RefSeq and is a predicted model, not a curated record. Gene Ontology annotation, cellular component: cytosol; mitochondrion; nucleus. Lineage: Eukaryota; Fungi; Ascomycota; Sordariomycetes; Xylariales; Hypoxylaceae. Gene Ontology annotation, biological process: [2Fe-2S] cluster assembly. The transcript has 2 exons. The coding region runs from base 1 to 1536 and encodes 511 amino acids. Gene Ontology annotation, molecular function: pyridoxal phosphate binding; cysteine desulfurase activity.